Penicillium longicatenatum is the source of this 1653-nucleotide messenger RNA. RefSeq names its product MDR family MFS transporter. The record is from RefSeq and is a predicted model, not a curated record. Bases 1 to 1653 code for a protein of 550 amino acids. NCBI's taxonomy places the organism in Eukaryota, Fungi, Ascomycota, Eurotiomycetes, Eurotiales, Aspergillaceae. Gene Ontology annotation, biological process: transmembrane transport. The transcript is spliced from 9 exons. Gene Ontology annotation, molecular function: transmembrane transporter activity.
AUGGAAGCGACAGUCCCUAUUGUGAUCGAAACGAAAGAUGCUGUUAACCAGACCAUAGUCACUUCCGAUGUGGACUAUGUUCAAGAAGAUGUCCAGGCACGCGUCUCAAAGCCAAUCGUACGUCACGACUGGCUACUAGUUGUUCUGACUAUGUUGUCUUCUACCUUCCUUUUCUCGUUGGACAACACUAUCGUUGCUGAUGUGCAGUCGCCUAUUAUCAAGAAGUUUGGCGAGGUCGGAAAGCUGAGUUGGCUGGGAGUUGCCUUUGUUCUUGCAUCCUCUGCGACAAUGGUUACCUGGGGCAAACUCUACGGUAUUUUCAGCGCUAAAUGGAUCUAUGUCACAUCAGUCGUGCUGUUUGAAGCUGGCAGUGCUGUUUGCGGCGCAGCUCCCAACAUGAAUGCCUUUAUUAUCGGCCGUGCUAUUGCUGGUCUUGGAGGAGCUGGAAUGUAUCUUGGCUGUCUAACCUUAUUGUCAAUCACCACUUCCGUUCGCCAGCGACCAACCUACAUGGCUCUUACGGGAAUCACAUGGGGAAGUGGUACAGUUCUAGGUCCUGUAGUCGGCGGUGCAUUUGCCCAAAACGUCCACACAACAUGGCGAUGGGCAUUUUACAUCAACCUAUGCAUUGGAGCUGUCUUUGCUCCCGUGUAUAUCUUCUUUUUGCCCCGUGCUGAUCCUCAGGAAUGCAUUUCGCUGAACCAUAAACUUCAGCAGAUUGAUUAUCUCGGCGCUGUCCUCAAUGCUGGCGCCUUGGCAGCCCUGGUAAUGGCGAUCAGUUUCGGAGGCAACCUUUUUGACUGGGAAGCAGGCCGGGAGAUUGCGCUGUGGGUUGUGGGUGGUGUUCUGCUCCUCUUGUUCGGCCUGCAGCAGGCAUUUAAGAUUGGCACGACUAGGGAAGAACGGAUUUUCCCUGCGGAUUUACUCCGAAUGCCUAUCAUGUGGCUUUUGUUCGCUCUUAUGUGUGCUGCAUCAACCUGUGUCUUCAUCCCCACCUAUUACAUCCCGAUCUACUGUCAAUUUGUCAAAGGAGAUUCGCCUCUCACUGCUGCCGUGAGACUUCUCCCUUUUAUUGUUCUCAUGGUCUUCUCGGGGCUUUCAAAUGGUGCCUUGAUGUCGAAUCUUGGAUACUACAUGCCAUGGUAUCUGGCAGGUGGCAUUCUUGCUAGUAUUGGAGGUGGCCUCAUGAGCACGAUCGACGAGACCAGCCCUAUUUCCUAUGUUUACGGUUAUUCUGCUCUUAUCGGCAUCGGUGCGGGAAUGUUCAUUCAGACAGGAUUCUCUGUAGCGCAGGCUAAGGUCUCACCCACCCAUGCCGCUGAUGCUACCUCCUUUAUUGCCUUUGCUCAAAACAUCGGCAUCGUGAUCGCGCUCGCUAUUUCAGGAUCAUUGUUCCAGAAUCAAGCCCUGGAUAGCCUCCAAGAUUUAUUGCCGGGGAUUCCGCGUGAAACCCUACGAGGUGCAAUCUCUGGAUCCAACAGCGAACUGAUCAAGAAGAUCCCAGCUGAGGCUCAAGCUGAAGUCCUUCAUGCCAUUGUGCAUGCUAUGUCUCACACUUAUUAUCUGGUGAUCGCCGCGGCUGUGAUGACCGCGCUUGGCUCUCUCUUUUUCAAGCGAGAGAGAAUCUUUGUCCAAGCUACCACUAUGGGCUAA